Molecule: messenger RNA, 928 nt
Organism: Temnothorax curvispinosus
Lineage: Eukaryota; Metazoa; Arthropoda; Insecta; Hymenoptera; Formicidae
Product: leucine-rich repeat extensin-like protein 3
Exons: 3
Coding region: 267-860 (197 amino acids)
Source: RefSeq, a predicted model, not a curated record
GCCGCGAUGACGACGAAAGAAGAAACCCCCUCGAGGAGCCCGCGUAACGACGGCGACGACCACGAAUACCGGCCACCUUCCUGUGCCUUCCUUUUCCGUGGGUAUCCCUCUCGGUUGGCCUCUAUAAAAGUUCGGAAGAGCCUCGACCGCACGCCACACGCGUGAAAGCUCGCAAGUGAAACGCUCGACAUUCCUCUUUUUCUACGUGCCUCACAUUUCGGGAGUACUACCUUGAGCCUCCGGCGCGCGCACACACGUGGGAGAAAAUGCGGACCACCGCGGGCACGAUUUUCGCUAUCGCCUGCUCGUCGAUCGCGCUGACGCUCGCGAAACCGGCGCCGGAGCCGCCGGUGAGCUCGUACUUUCCGUCCUCCGGAGGGGGUGGCGGCGGCGGCGGCGGCGGUGGAGGAUACGGACCGCCCGCGGCGGCUUACGGGCCGCCGCAACAGAACCCGGUGAUCCACAAGCACGUGUACGUCCACGUGCCGCCGCCGGAAGCGCCGGAGUAUAGGCCGCCCAAGAACAUACCGCAGCCGCAGCCGCCGCAGAAGCACUACAAAAUAGUGUUCAUCAAGGCGCCGACCCCGCCUACGCCGACCGCGCCGCAGCUGCCGCCGCUACCGCAGCCGGACGAGGAGAAGACGUUGAUCUACGUCCUGGUGAAGAAGCCGGAAGAGGCGCCCGAUGUCGUGCUGCCGACGCAGACACCGACGCAGCCCAGCAAACCGGAGGUCUACUUCAUCCGCUACAAAACUCAGAAGGAGCAAGGCGGCGGCGAAUACGGCCCGCCGGGGCAACAACCGGGGCAACCCAUCGACAGUUACGGGGCACCGCAACCGGGCCCCAGCGGACCGUACUAGAAUCGGUCGUCGCAUGGAGCGCACAUCACUCUCACCCUCGAGACCCUCGGCAUUUCACGGAGACAAAU